AACAGAUUUCCACAUUUCAAAAAUAACUAGGGUUAGGGUUUUUAGCGACUAGACAACAAAGUGAAACCAGAAGAGUUUUUGGCGACAGAGUGAGAGAAUGUCGAAGAAGAACAACUUAGCUCUCAGAAGGAAAGCGCACGAAUUCGACCUCAGAAGAGAGAAAGAAGAGAGAGAAAAGAAGGCAAUGAAGUUGCAGGCGAAGAAGAACAAGAUGAAGGUGGAUGGUAGUGGCAAGAAGAAAAAGAAGGGUGCAAGUGGUUUUCAAGUUAGGAAGAAAAAGGUGAAGACCAAACUGACGGCCUUGGCUAAAGCGAAAGCUGCACAGGCGAUGGAGGUUGACAAAUGAGGUUCUACAUGAUUCAGUUAGUUAUAUUUUAAUAGUUAUCAGUUACAGAUGGUAUGCUACAAGAUUUUUUGUUUCUUUUGUGGUCUGUAACUUAACAUGUUUAUAUAUGGUAUACAAUGGCAUUUUGGUCUUC
Cornus florida is the source of this 479-nucleotide messenger RNA. RefSeq lists its product as uncharacterized. The transcript is spliced from 3 exons. Lineage: Eukaryota; Viridiplantae; Streptophyta; Magnoliopsida; Cornales; Cornaceae. The record is from RefSeq and is a predicted model, not a curated record. The coding region runs from base 98 to 346 and encodes 82 amino acids.